AGUUCCCCUUGCUGCGGGGGGGAAGAAAUCAAACCCCCAAGAUGGCGGCGGCGUCGGAGGAGCGGAUGGCUGAGGAAGGAGGCGGCGGCCACGGCGACGGCGGCCCCUCUUCGGCCAUCGGCUCUACCCAGCGACUGCCCCCCCCGCCCCCGCCCCCGGCCCCGCAGCCGGGCUCCCAGGCGCCCCCAGCCCAGGCGCUGGCUCCCGACCAGCUGCCUCAAAACAACACGCUGGUGGCGCUGCCCAUCGUAGCCAUCGAGAACAUCCUCAGCUUUAUGUCCUACGACGAAAUUAGCCAGCUCCGCCUGGUUUGUAAAAGAAUGGACUUGGUCUGCCAGAGAAUGUUGAAUCAGGGAUUUCUAAAAGUGGAGAGAUACCACAAUCUAUGUCAGAAACAAGUUAAAGCACAACUUCCAAGGAGGGAGUCAGAAAGAAGAAACCACUCAUUAGCUCGUCACGCAGACAUCCUUGCUGCUGUGGAAACAAGGCUCUCACUGUUAAACAUGACUUUCAUGAAGUAUGUGGAUUCCAAUCUCUGUUGCUUCAUCCCAGGAAAGGUGAUUGAUGAGAUUUAUCGAGUGUUGAGAUACGUCAAUUCCACCAGAGCCCCUCAGCGAGCUCAUGAAGUACUUCAAGAGCUAAGGGACAUCUCCUCCAUGGCGAUGGAGUACUUUGAUGAGAAGAUCGUACCCAUUCUGAAGAGGAAGUUACCAGGAUCAGACGUGUCCGGAAGGCUCAUGGGCUCUCCUCCAGUUCCGGGACCUUCUGCAGCCCUCACAACCAUGCAGCUCUUCUCCAAGCAAAACCCUUCAAGACAAGAGGUUACCAAACUCCAGCAGCAGGUUAAGACAAACGGUGCCGGCGUGACUGUUCUCAGGCGUGAAAUUUCCGAGCUUCGCACCAAAGUGCAGGAGCAGCAGAAGCAGCUUCAGGACCAGGACCAGAAGCUGCUAGAGCAGACCCAGAUCAUAGGCGAACAGAACGCACGCUUGGCGGAGCUGGAGCGCAAACUGCGGGAGGUCAUGGAGAGCGCGGUGGGGAACUCCUCAGGGGCUGGGCAGAACGAGGAGUCCCCUCGGAAACGGAAGAAGGCACCAGAAGCCAUAGACUCCCUUAGGAAAUCGAAGCGUCUUCGGAAUAGAAAGUAAAGUUGGGGGUAGGGGGCUUUCAAGCUCCAAAGGAAGACGCGGUUGAGCAACCGAAGCAGUGAUGCCCAUCAGGAUGCCCCAGAGGCUUCUGGGCUUUCAGACAGAACACAACUUCAACUUGAACUCUCACGGUUGGGACAGUCUUCUCCCGCUUCUCCUGGUUGAACUGAUGCACAGAGUCUUUUUACUUUGCAAUAGAUUUGUACUAACCAGACCUGUCCUAUCAUGUUUUGAGGAGUUAACUUUUUUCUGUGCAGAUAACGUUUAAAAGUAAGUUUAUUUGUUCCUGCAUAUAUGCACAUUACAGAAGGAUCUGAAACAAACCAGUCUGGACAGACUAGAAGUUAAGUUGAAUACAGAAAGUGUCCUGUUUCACUUGAAAGAAAAGACCUACUUUUUAAAUGGACAGUAUCUUGUUUAAAAAAAAAAAAAAAAAGUUGACUUUUUGUUAUAAGUGACCUUUGUCUGGAAUGUCUGAAAAGUAGUAAAUGCUUUUUGGUAUCGAAGUAAUGGGUAACUAAAACAGACUUCCAUAGUGUUGACUGUAAGAGGGGCCUCUACAGGAUUGACUAUAUAUUUUUAUAAACUACUGGCAAGGGACUUAUCCAGUUGUUCUACACAUGUUUUCAGUUCUCUUCUGGGGCCACGCCCUGCCUUUGCAUGGAUGCAUGCCCGCAUCGCCUAGUCAGCUCACAGAAAAAGCUCUUGGCACUGGCAUUGACCUUGAACUUCUCUACUUCUCCACCUUCUAGAGCAGCGUUAGCUUAUUUGAGCGCCUAACACCUUCCACUGCCACAGCAGCUUGCCUCCAGGGAGGAAUUAGUCCAUUUGUCCUCCAGUUUUAGGGGAACAAGGGAACACUAAAGCUCAUCGCUUUCUCUGUUCUCUGUAGGGUUCAGGUACAGUAGCCAAGGCAAGAACCCCAAACUCCAGGCUCUGUCAUUGUCGGACCUCUGGGGACUGGUCGUGGCCCUUCCUCACCACCGUGUGUGUUCAUGGAUCAGCACGUGAUCACCACGGGUGUGAGCAGGGGACCCAACUUAUAGGAUGCAGUUUUACCACUGAAAGAAAACUCACUGAAGAAAAUCCAACUAUGAAAAAGCAUUUUGAUCAUUUCAUUUCUGGGGGAUGACCUGAGGGAAGCUUUUAAAUACUAAUUUCAAGCUUUCCUUUUCCUACAACUUUAAACAGAAGCUUUAAUUUUGUUUGCACUCCUGUUCUGAGCGUAUAACUGGAAAAGCAUGUCUUGCACUGUUCACCCUUCUAAGCGGUCACUUUAACAACCUCCAAAUUGUAUACAGUGGUUACUUUCCCCAGUUGUAUAUUUUUGAGACCUUCAGCUAUUACUGUCCUCGUUUUAUUUUAUGUACUAAAUUAUGUAGUUAUUAUUUGACUGGUAAGUUCUUUUAUCAACUCGUAACAGCUGUUGCCGUGGGCUUCAGUUAUUUAAAAUAGGUUUAGGUGUAAUAUAGAAAAUUACCCCUGUCCAGGUGGGAGUUGGACACCUGCAAAAAACCUAAGGUUUGGUAAGUACCUUAGUUGAAUAAAAGCACAAGGUUACCACCCUUUCUGCCUGUCCACCAUGACACGGUUAUGCAUCCUUUAAUCUCACCAAACGAAGCUUUUUCUUACCCAUUUUUAAUAUUGUCCUUCCAUAAUACUGUCCUUAGAUUUUGAUCAAUUUUCUGUCUGACUUGGAAACUCCAUUUACAAUGUAGUAUGUUUUCAAUGAAGAAAAAAAAAAACAUCUAACAUCCAAGUGUUUUCAUGGUUUGUUGGGAAGGUAAUUUUAAAAUAAACAAUUUCCAAAAAACAUUUGUCAGCCAAGGUCAUCCAUAAAAGUCCCCGUCUGGAACUCGUUUUCUCGGCAGGUGUCAUUUUUGUAAUCCUAGGAUUUAGCCAUAUUGUUCUAACUCUGAAGCAGGCCUGCUGGGAUACUCAUGGCCAUGAAUAGUCUGCCUUCCCAGUAAAAGGAAGACUCUCGAGUAACCAGGUAACAUGUUUACAGGUUUAUAAAGUAGGAUCCUUACGCAUCAAAGGGGUACAACCUCAGAUGAUUAGCAGUUGUUCUUGAAUUAUUUCAAGUUUCCUAGGUUUCUUUUUAAACUGCACCUACAUACCCUAAAUGUAUGUAGAGCCUUCUGUUAGUUAGCAUGAGUAUUUGGCUUUCGUAGGAAGCAUCCACACUAUCGGAAGGUAUUUUCUGUCUCAAAGUCCAAAUUUCUACAAGAUUCACUUGUAACUGUCUGUCUGUAAGGCCCAUGAGUUGUACCUGUGAAUGCACGAAUGUUCGUAAGAGUAGGAGAAGAAAGCACUACGGUUCAGUUAUCUGUUAAAGUCUUCGAUCUUACCGAAGACAUCUUGCUUAAGAAAAAGUCAGGCGCUUGCUUUUGGAUAGCAGAGUGGCAUUGAGGGUUCGACAGAUCACAAAGGAUUUUCAUCAGCUAAAACCGGCAGGCCCCAGCAACACCGCAGAUGAGCCUCCCGGAUGGGAACCAUCUUGCCCGGGGUCAGACACCUGUGGCUUCGGCGGCAUCUGUGAGUGUCAUGUUGUCCUGGAGUGAGAUGCCAUGAGUUAUUCAGGUCCUCGUCCUUGGCUGUUUCUCAGAGGAGACUUCUCUGUGUUAGCGGGUCACUCGUGCUUGUCAGUCGAUGAUGGCACAGUGCCCACAACACAGACCCAGGGGAACAGGCGUCAGUCAGUUCCAUGGGGACUUGCCCUCACCUCACCCACCCAGGGCCCUCUGCCUCUCUCCUGCAAGGACUCGGCUCGGUUUUCCCCUAAUCCCAAAUACAGAGUCUUUUUCAAGACCUGAGGUUACUCAACCUCCUGCUUUUUCAGCUCCUUUCUGGCUCUUCAGAGCCUGAAAAUAAUGGGGCAGACGCAAACGCAGUCCCCGUAACGAAUCACACUGUUUUAAAAAACCGUUGGGGUGCCAUCUGGUCUAAAGCCACUGGUCUUAGAAGCAGCUUUUUGGGUUGGUUUGUUUUUUUUUUGUUUUGGGUUUUUUUUUUUACUUUUGGUAAAACGUGUUUUCUGGAGUACUGAACUUUACAGGGGCUUGCCUUAAUCUCUAUUUAGUAGUUUCAAGGUGUAUGCACUAUUACUCUACUUGUUAAAAUGUUGCAAUAUUCUAUGUAGCCCAGAAGGUGGGUAAAACAGUAUGAGUCAUGCCUAAAUAAAUAAGCUAAAGGUGUCACGAUA
Mustela erminea (ermine) is the source of this 4353-nucleotide messenger RNA. RefSeq names its product F-box protein 28 (gene FBXO28). Gene Ontology annotation, biological process: protein polyubiquitination. Lineage: Eukaryota; Metazoa; Chordata; Mammalia; Carnivora; Mustelidae. The record is from RefSeq and is a predicted model, not a curated record. Bases 42 to 1148 code for a protein of 368 amino acids. Gene Ontology annotation, molecular function: protein binding. The transcript is spliced from 5 exons.